Pocillopora meandrina is the source of this 227-nucleotide messenger RNA. NCBI's taxonomy places the organism in Eukaryota, Metazoa, Cnidaria, Anthozoa, Scleractinia, Pocilloporidae. The record is from the annotation of a GenBank genome assembly.
AUGGCUAUCAAAAUAGUUCUUUUCCAAUCGCUGUCUAGGGGUGUGUUGAUAUGUGCUAAAAGGGGCUUUAGGUGAAAGUUUGGAUAUCUAACAGCAAUCCAAAUCUUAUUGGAUGCUUUUAUUUAGAGUGCUUGUUUAAGACAAGAAGAGUUGCUUCUAAAUUGAGGCCAGACAGAGGAACUGAAACCAGUGGGAUGGCAACCAUGCAUGCACAUCUUCCGCAGUAG